This is a messenger RNA of Neltuma alba, 2440 nucleotides long. RefSeq names its product probable L-type lectin-domain containing receptor kinase VII.2. Gene Ontology annotation, biological process: protein phosphorylation. Bases 183 to 2267 code for a protein of 694 amino acids. Gene Ontology annotation, molecular function: ATP binding; carbohydrate binding; protein kinase activity. The transcript has a single exon. The record is from RefSeq and is a predicted model, not a curated record. Lineage: Eukaryota; Viridiplantae; Streptophyta; Magnoliopsida; Fabales; Fabaceae.
UCAAUUAUAAAUGUUGAAUAUUAUUGACUUCGAUUAUUUUGGUGGGCCGCCGGCUACUUGUGCUCUGCUUUUCCAGGAAAGUCACAUGAAGCGAAUUUAGCUCAAAUUAACAUGCAUUCCUUCUUACUGAGCUGCAACAGCCGAGCUCGAGAACUCACUUUCCUUUUCCAGUCCUCUCGCUAAUGGCUUCCCGGAGCUGCUUCUUCCUCCUUUUACCUCUCCUCCUCCUCAUCACUACUCUUCUAAGUUCAGUCUCAUCCACUGAAUUUGUGUACAACAGAGACUUCAAUUCCACCAACAUCGUCCUCUCCGGCAAUGCCACCAUCCAAAACUCCGUGCUCACUCUUACCAACCAGACCUUCUUCUCGAUAGGACGCGCCUUUUACCCUUACAAAGUACCCAUGAAAUCUCCCAACUCUUCAACCCCUCUUCCCUUUGCAACUUCCUUCAUCUUCUCCGUUGCCACCUGCAAGGGCCUUCCCACUGCUCAUGGCUUCGCUUUUGUGCUCUCGCCUGUAGUGGGCAUCAGUAGGGCAACUUCAGGAAACUAUCUGGGUCUUUUCAAUCGCACCAACGACGGUGAUCCUUCCAACCAUAUUUUCGGUAUUGAAUUCGAUGAUUUUAGAAACGAAGACUUCAAUGAUAUUAAUGAUAAUCACGUGGGUGUUGAUUUGAAUUCGCUUAUUUCCUUGUACUCACAACGUGCUGGGUUCUGGGAUGGAGAUCAAUUCGAGGAGUUGAAACUGGACAGUGGGGACAACUAUCAGGUGUGGAUUGAGUUUCUGGAUUUAAAGCUUAAUGUUACUAUGGCCCCAGCCGGAAAACAAAAACCUCAAAAGCCCUUGAUUAGUAAGCCUGUUAACCUUUCCGAUGUCCUGUUAAAUGAAAUGUAUAUUGGGUUCUCCGGAGCAACAGGACGAAUGGUAGACAUGAGUAGAAUCUUAGCUUGGAGUUUUAGCAAUUCCAAUUUUUCAAUUGGUAAUGCUUUGCUUACAAGACAUUUGCCUUCGUAUGUGCAUCCAAAGGAACUGAUGGUUAGAUCAAAAUGGUUCAUUGUAGGAGUCAUUUUAGGCCCCCUGCUUGUCAUUUUCUGCUGCACGUUUGUGUUCUUGAGUUUUUCUAAAACCAGAAGAAAAGGGAAAGGGGAUGAAGAGAAGAACAUUGAAGAUUGGGAAGUGGAGUAUUGGCCACAUAGAAUUAGCUACCAAGAUAUUCAUGACGCUACAGGGGGAUUCUCUGAAGAAAAUGUGAUCGGGAGUGGAACAAGUGGGACAGUGUAUAAAGGAGUUCUGCAAGGAGUACCAGUGGCAGUGAAGAGAAUCCAUCAUGACACCCAGUACGGGAUGACAGAAUUUCUGGCUGAGAUUUCAAGCCUAGGCAGGAUGAAACACAGGAAUUUGGUAGGUUUCAGAGGCUGGUGUAAAAGAAAAAGAGGAAACUUGAUUCUGGUUUAUGAUUAUAUGGAGAAUGGGAGUUUGGACAAGAGGAUUUUUGAGUGUGAAGAUAGCAUGCUGCUGAGCUGGGAACAGCGUAGAAGUGUUCUACAAAAUGUAGCUUGCGGGAUUCUAUACCUACAUGAGGGUUGGGAAGUUGAGGUCUUACAUAGGGACAUCAAAGCAGGUAACGUGCUUCUUGAUAAGGAUAUGAAUGCUAGAUUGGGGGAUUUUGGGCUAGCCAGAUUGCAUCACCAGGAACAAUUGGCUGACACAACAAGAGUGAUAGGAACUCUGGGGUAUAUGGCACCCGAACUAGUUAAAAUUGGGCGACCAUCAAAAGCCACUGAUGUGUAUAGCUUUGGCAUUCUGGUUUUAGAAGUGCUUUGUGGGCGAAGACCUUUUGUGGCAGAUAAGCCCGCAUUGAUUGACUGGGUAAGGAGCCUGAUGGAGAGAGAUAACUUGUGUAGUGCUCUUGAUGAACGCUUGAAGGCUCAAGGUGGGUUCACCACUGGGGAAGUUCAGAGAUUGCUUCAUCUGGGUUUGAUUUGUUCAAGUUUAGAACCUGCAGUUAGACCAACAAUGAGACAGGUGGUGAAAGCUUUGGAGAAAAUUAGCGACGCUGAGUGUGAUGAAGAGUGUUUUGGCGGGAACUUGCUUGAGAAAAUAAACUCAGCAGCAAUGUGGUCCGUGCAUUCUUCAAAUUCUACCGAAAGAAGUUAUCCAACUUUUGAGGAAAUUAUGCACUCCAAAUAUUAUACCACAACCACUAUUAGCGGUCCUUAUUAUUCCCUCCCACCAUCAGAAGCAGCCUACGUCUCAGAAGGAAGGUGAGAACUUUUUUUAGUCAGGGCCUGAAUUUCCCUUCGUCGUGUUAUGAUCCGAAAGUAUUUAGACCAGGGAAACUUCCUCCUGUUUUGCUUUUCCCCACUUCCCUGUGUGUAAAUAUAUUUUUAAUUCUCAAUUCAAACAAAGAAAGUAUCGAUAAUUUAAUAGCAGUGCUUGGU